Molecule: messenger RNA, 2057 nt
Organism: Cuscuta campestris
Lineage: Eukaryota; Viridiplantae; Streptophyta; Magnoliopsida; Solanales; Convolvulaceae
Source: the annotation of a GenBank genome assembly
AACAUUAAAACAUAUUCGAAAAAUCAAGACUGCAUUUCUGCAAUUUGUAAAUACUCCCUAUCCAACAAGAUUUGCCCUGUUCGAGCCCAGAAAGAGCUUCCCAGGGAUCUUCUUCCUCAUGAAUUUCAUAGCUAAGCAGCUCCCAUUUAACCUUUUUUGUUCUUCCUCUUUUCCUGCACUUUCACACCGCGCGUCUCAUCGCAAAAAUUUCUCUCCUUCAACAAGUAGCCUCACCGUUUUGCCGCGUAGAGUUCAUACCUUGAAUCGGGUCUCUGGAAUUUAUGGUAAAAUCCAACCAAGAAAUUAUUUUGAAGCAAAGUCCUCCAAUGGCUGCUCCCUCAAUGAGGUGUCUUGGCAGGACGAAGGCCGGGCUGCAAUGUUGCCAGAAGAAGUUCCAUUAUUGGAGUUGGCAAAAGAAGAGUCAAUGCUCAGCAUAACUAUUGUAGGAGCCUCUGGGGACCUUGCCAAGAAGAAAAUCUUUCCAGCUUUGUUUGCACUCUAUUAUGAAGAUUGUCUACCCAAGAAUUUUGUUGUCUUUGGUUAUGCUCGGACUAAAAUGAACGACGAGGAACUACGUGACAUGAUCAGUGCAACUUUAAAUUGCAGAGUUGAUAGUGGGGAGAAUUGUGAUGCCAAGAUGGAACAGUUUCUGAAAAGAUGUUUUUAUCACUCUGGUCAAUACAGUUCAGAGGAUCAUUUUGCUGAAUUGGACAGAAAACUAAAAGAGAAGGAGGGCGGUAGAGUCUCUAACAGAUUGUUUUAUUUGUCAAUACCUCCAAAUAUAUUUAUGGAUGUGGUGAAAUACGCAAGUGGUAAAGCAUCUUCUACAAGUGGUUGGACAAGGGUCAUUGUUGAAAAGCCAUUCGGACGUGAUUUAGAAUCAUCUAGACAGCUGACAAAAUGUCUAAUGGAGUACUUAACAGAGGAACAAAUAUUCAGAAUUGACCAUUACUUGGGAAAGGAGCUUGUAGAGAACCUUUCAGUUCUUCGGUUCUCAAAUCUUGUUUUCGAGCCUCUCUGGUGCAGAAAUUACAUUCGCAGUGUGCAGUUUAUAUUUUCAGAGGAUUUUGGUACUGAGGGACGAGGAGGAUACUUUAACAAUUACGGGAUCAUCCGAGACAUUAUGCAAAAUCAUUUGCUUCAAAUAUUAGCAUUGUUUGCAAUGGAACCUCCCGUCAGCUUGGAUGCUGAAGAUGUCCGAAAUGAAAAGGUGAAAGUUUUGAGGUCAAUGAGGCCUUUGCAGCUUGAAGAUGUGGUCAUAGGGCAGUAUAAAGGACAAAGCAACGGUGUGAAGUCGUAUCCAGGGUACACAGACGAUCCAACUGUGCCCAAAGACAGUAUUACCCCAACCUUUGCUGCUCUAGCUCUAUUCAUUAACAAUGCUCGCUGGGAUGGGGUUCCGUUCCUUAUGAAAGCUGGAAAAGCACUGCACACUAAACGAGCAGAGAUCAGGGUUCAGUUCAGACAUGUUCCUGGCAACUUGUACAAGAAGAACUUUGGAACUGAUUUGGACAAAGCAACAAAUGAGUUAGUGCUUCGCUUGCAACCAGAUGAAGCAAUAUACUUGAAAAUCAACAACAAGAUUCCUGGACUCGGAAUGAGACUGGACCGCAGUGACCUUAAUCUGCUUUACAAAGCAAAGUAUCGAAGCGAAAUACCGGAUGCAUAUGAGAGACUGCUGCUGGAUGCAAUAGAAGGAGAGAGGAGGUUGUUCAUCAGAAGUGAUGAGCUGGAUGCUGCGUGGGCAUUGUUUACGCCUCUGUUGAGAGAAAUGGAAGAGAAGAAGGUCGGACCUGAGCUGUAUCCAUAUGGCAGCAGGGGCCCCGUUGGGGCCCACUAUCUCGCUGCAAAGCAUAACGUUCGCUGGGGAGAUCUCUCAGGUGAUUAAGAAUGACUAUGAUAAUCAUAUGUAUCCAUACCAUGAAAUGGAAGCUUUAUAGAUCCCCCCCCCACCUGCACAAUAAAUGAUUGUAUAUAGGUUGUACUGUUGGUGGGUAAGAAUCAAUAAGUUGUACAUGGUUCCGAAGGUCACAUUGUAAUGAAAUGUUUAACAAAUG